Messenger RNA from Heterocephalus glaber (naked mole-rat), 1713 nucleotides. RefSeq names its product dystrotelin (gene Dytn). NCBI's taxonomy places the organism in Eukaryota, Metazoa, Chordata, Mammalia, Rodentia, Bathyergidae. Gene Ontology annotation, molecular function: zinc ion binding. The record is from RefSeq and is a predicted model, not a curated record. Gene Ontology annotation, cellular component: plasma membrane. Gene Ontology annotation, biological process: synaptic signaling.
AUGAUAUUUCAUAUUUCCUGUACAGACACUCUUAAUAAUAUUGAGAAUUCUAUCUCUAGAACAGCCUUCAAAUUACAGUCAUGGGAAACUCUAUGCCAGUUGGACUUGGUCAGCAGCACCUUGAUUCAGGAGGUCUUAGUCCAGCCACGUGUCUGGGAGGCCAAUGCAGGGCUCCUUUCUGUGCCACGGCUUUUUCAGACCUUCCAAGAGCUGUUUCAGAGGGCCAGUGUGGAAACACAGGUGCAUCCCAGAGCUGCAAAACUCACGUUGAGUCUCCUCAUGGCCAUGUAUGACAGCACAGGCAAGGGUGCUCUCAAGCUUCUGCUCGUGGCUGCUGCCCCCAUUGUGCUCUCAAGGGACAGCCCUCUGACAAAAUACGGAGCUCUUUUUCAGCUCUAUACAGAAAAUAACAAAGGAGGUUAUGAAUCCAGGGCACACAUCACUCAAAGGGUUUUGAGAAAUUUACUAACAGAUCUACAGCAGGUCAAUUCUUAAUACUCAAACAGUCUGGUUUUUACACCCGUGGACAGCGCUGUCCACAGCUGUUUCCAAGGGGUGUUGAGCCCAGGAAUCAAGGAGGAGAAAUUCCUGUCUUGGGUGCAAUCCGAGCCUGUCAUCCUCCUGUGGCUCCCAAACUGCUACCGACUGUCAGCCACAGAAACGGUCACUCACCUGCGCUGCAGCAUUGGCAGGACCUUUCUGAUCAUGGGACUGAGAUACCACUGUCUGAAGUGUCUCAACUUUGGCAUCUGCCAGGUGUGUUUCUUAUCUGGUCUCAACAGCAAGUCCCACCCUAAGUCACAUCCUGUAAUUGAACACUGUCAGAUGUCAGCAAAGGAGAAUACAAAACUUCUCCUCAGGAUGCUCAGAAACAACCUCUCCUGGGGUGCUGUCAGGGAAAAGGAUCUGAGAAGGCUGUGGCUGCCGAACCAGAUGACACUGGAGGACCCAGCUUACCACAAACAGACCAAGGUCCUUAAAAAGCAAUUAAACCGAUACAAAGACAAGUUGGGAGCAAUAUACAUCUCCCAGGAAGAAAUAAGUUGCAGAUCUGAAACAAAGAUUCAGGAACUCAGAAGCAACCAGGAUAGUCUAUGGUCCAAGCUACAGCAAAUGCAACAGGACAUACACGCAAUGUUGCAGCCACUCCAUCCCUCAUCUUCCUGUCAGCAUAUGGUGUCCAAGGUUGAUCAUUCUUCAGCUGAUAAGUUUUGGAAGGAAGGAGAUUCUUCUCGGAUCAAGAAUGUCAGAGGAUCAUCUGAGGGUAAACCUCUUCCUAACCCUGCUCUGGUUGACAGAAGCCAAGUAAAUGCAGAGCAUGCGCCACCAGAUUCAGAAUCACCAGUAACCAUGCUGCAAACUACCAGUGCACAAAGCCACUCACAAAAGAUACCAAAGAAAAUCCUCAGCUCCCUGCCCAGUUGUCAGCAGGGACUACUGCAGGACAAGUCCCAAAUUUCUCCUUUUGAAAUGACCAGCACUGCUCAGGCAUCCAUGGGAAGGAAAGAGAUAGUUAACAUCGCAGAAAGAAAGGAUUAGCUGGAAGAAGAGGAACUGCAAGAACUAUUGUCAAAACUCAUGGAUGGAUUCAAUCUAGAAGUGCCGUCAGAUCCCCAGUCUUCAGUGAACAUGGAUCUGUAUGGUGGAGCUGAACAGGUGUGCAGGGCUUUCUCUGCCCUUGUGGAUCAAAUCACUUUGCCCAACUUGAAGUGA